Magnolia sinica is the source of this 1283-nucleotide messenger RNA. RefSeq names its product lipid phosphate phosphatase gamma. The transcript has 2 exons. Gene Ontology annotation, biological process: protein N-linked glycosylation; lipid biosynthetic process. Gene Ontology annotation, cellular component: intracellular membrane-bounded organelle; endoplasmic reticulum membrane. Lineage: Eukaryota; Viridiplantae; Streptophyta; Magnoliopsida; Magnoliales; Magnoliaceae. Bases 283 to 945 code for a protein of 220 amino acids. The record is from RefSeq and is a predicted model, not a curated record. Gene Ontology annotation, molecular function: dolichyldiphosphatase activity.
GUGAAUUGAAGGAAGAGGUGAGGAAACAGACAGACCACCUCAUUUUGGCUCUCCCCUCCUAACAUCACAAACAACACAAAAUGUUCCCUCCCUCCCUCCACUGCUAUUAUAGUUUGAAUUGACUUUGAUGAAUGCUUAUACCCCGCAACGCAAAAGACCCAAAAUCCAAAAAAGCCUCUGAAUUGUGUUACUUCCGGAAUCGGAUCUGACCUGCUCUUGAAUCUGAAACCCAUAUUCUUAUUAAUUCUGUGAUCUGAUCUUUAAUCGUGUUCGUUGAUCAUCAUGACGGGGUUGAAAGCUGUGACCUUGACCCACGUCCGAUACCAGAGGGGGGAUCGACUGGGCCAUUGCCUGGCAUGGGUGUCCCUCAUUCCUGUCUUCGUCAGUCUCGGCGGCUUCGUCUCUCACUUCAUCUUCCGUCGCGAGCUCCAGGCUAUGUUCUUUGCUCUCGGACUCAUCCUCUCUCAAUUCCUCAAUGAAUUCAUAAAGACCUCCGUCCAGCAAUCCCGCCCUGACACUUGCGCUGCCCUCGAGAUGUGCGAUUCUCAUGGCUGGCCCUCUAGCCACUCCCAGUACAUGUUCUUCUUCGCUACCUACUUUACCCUUCUUACCUUAAAGGGCAUCGUCUCCCCAGUCCGCCCCCACUCUCUCUUUGUCCCUCUCCUCCCAUGGCCCUUCGCCUUCCUCACCAUGUACUCUAGGGUCUAUUUGGGCUACCACACUGUCGCUCAGGUUUUUGCUGGAGCCGGCCUUGGACUUGUUCUUGGGGCACUCUGGUUCACCUUUGUUAAUUCUCAUCUCUAUACCUACUUCCCUGCUAUCGAAGAGAGUGCUUUUGGCAAGUACUUCUACAUCAAGGAUUGUUCCCACAUCCCCAAUGUCCUCGAGUUUGAGUAUGACAAUUCCAGAGCUGCUCGCAAGAAUUCCUUAGGCAAGUCUAACUGACGCCUGCCCCCCAAUGAAAAUGACCAAUCAGUAUCAACUCUGAGAUGCUGCAUCUUUAAGUGGAGUGGAGUGGUGUCCCCAGGUGCCACUCUUAUAAGCUAGACAUGAAUCAGUAGGCAGGCAAGAGACAGAGAGACAGACAGGUGAUGAUGAUACUAUACUUAAAGAUGGCUUGUAACUGAUUUAUACUCACCAAGAAGACCAAGCAAUUGGUGAAGAGGGUAAGUACAUUCAUGUAUGAUGCAUCAAUCAAUGUAAUGACUGAUAGGGGGAUGUUCUUCAACUCUCAACUUUCCAUAUAACAAUGGUAUUUAUUAACUUUCAACUUGGAUGAUCUA